Trachemys scripta elegans is the source of this 1345-nucleotide messenger RNA. RefSeq names its product olfactory receptor 52R1-like. Gene Ontology annotation, biological process: G protein-coupled receptor signaling pathway. Gene Ontology annotation, cellular component: membrane. Lineage: Eukaryota; Metazoa; Chordata; Testudines; Emydidae. Gene Ontology annotation, molecular function: olfactory receptor activity; G protein-coupled receptor activity. The record is from RefSeq and is a predicted model, not a curated record. The transcript has a single exon. The coding region runs from base 111 to 1109 and encodes 332 amino acids.
UUGUGCAUGUAGUGUCUCAUAUUAACAUUGUCUCUCCAUCCAGGUAUUUGUCCUGCGACCAUUGCCCUAGACCCUGGGAACAUACAGGAAGUCAGGGGAACGUACGGUUCAUGCAGGAAACACCAUUCUUCCUCAGCGUUGGACACCUUCUUCCCUUCACCAUGUCAGAUUCCAACUCAACCGACUUCACCAACCCCACCACCUUCAUCCUGCUGGGCAUUCCUGGCCUCGAGGCAGGCCAUAUCUGGAUCUCCAUCCCCUUCUGCACCAUGUACGCCAUAGCCAUCUUGGGGAACUUCACCAUCCUGUUCAUCGUGAAGACGGAGCCGAGCCUCCAUGGGCCCAUGUACUAUUUCCUCUGCAUGCUGGCCGUCACCGACCUGGUCCUGUCUACAUCCAUCGUGCCCAAAAUGCUGAGCAUCUUCUGGUUCUAUUCCAGGGAGAUCAAUUUCAGUGCAUGCCUCACCCAGAUGUACUUCAUUCUCAGUUUCUUUUUGAUACAGUCUGGGAUCCUCGUGGCCAUGGCUUUUGAUCGCUAUGUGGCCAUCUGCGAUCCCCUGAGACAUUCCACCAUCCUGACAAACACUGUGGUUGCCAAAAUUUUCCUGGCCGUGGUGCUGCGCGGCAUCAUGCUCAUACUGCCCUAUCCUUUCCUGGCGAGGAGGUGGCCAUAUUGCAGAACCAACAUCAUUCCAAACACGUACUGUGAGCAUAUAGCUGUGGUGAAGCUGGCCUGCACCGACAUCAGCAUCAGUAGUUACUACAGCCUCUCUGUGGCAUUCUUGGUAAUUGGUAUGGAUGUGUUUUUUAUCACCGUGUCCUAUACCCAGAUCCUCAGGGCCAUCUUCAGCCUCCCAACGAAGGAAGCCCGGCUGAAGACUUUUGGGACCUGCGGCUCCCACCUCUGUGUCAUCUUAGCCUUUUACAUCCCACAUCUCUUUGCUGCCCUCACGCAACGGUUUGGGCAGAAUGUGGUUCUGUAUUUGCGCGUUCUCAUGGCAAACAUGUACCUCCUGGUGCCCCCCAUGCUAAACCCCAUCAUCUAUGGGGCCAAGACCCAACAGAUCUGGGACAGGCUGCUCCAGCUCUUUGCUAAUAAAGUGACCUAAAGUUUUCUCCUGGUUCUCUAGCUCUCAGACUGAGCUCCAUGCAGAGCUGGCUGGUGACAUGGUGCUGGGCCCUCUUCCCUGAAUCACUGACUGGCCAGUCAAAGAGACAUUAAACCCUUUCCUGACCUUAGUGUGCUGUGUCAGCGUGACAAACUGGGGAAUCUGCCUAUGUACAACUCAUAGGGUUGCCACCUUUCUAAUUGCUGGUAAAUGGAAGCUUGAGGCCCCGCCCCUCU